UCAGUCACAAAGUGGGCUAGAAGCUCUGAUAAGGGCCCUGAUGUGGAAGACCACAUGGAUUUGAGCAAAGCUGUCUUAAGUCCUAGAAGGACAUGACUGGAACUAUUCAGUCCCCUGAGUGGUGCUUUCCAAAUGCCACCGAGGGGGUCAUAGCUACAUAAAUAAGGUAUAAAGAGAACUCAUUGGCUGCCGGAACUAAUAAUCUUGGUGGCUUUUCAUCUCUGCCAGGCCAGUCAUUCCCAAAGACCACUGAAGCACCAAAGAUAGCCAUCUUGUGACUGUGACCAGUUGCCUGCCAACCAGUUCUUAAUGUCCUGAACCUCGGCAGGAAGCCACGGGAUCUAUAAAGUCCUGUCCAGCAGAAAUGAGUCUGAUUGUCGAUGGUCUGGUUAACCCAGAUUGCCUUUGGUGCCUGGGGGAGUUGAUAUUUUCUCAUUAUGAAGACUUUCCCAUCUAGUGAAUGCUACAAAUAAAAACUGCUCCGAAUCAGUCUGAACUGCUUGUUUCCGUGGUAGCAGGUCUCUGUCUGGAGGAUAAAUCUGCACCAUCUUCCUUUUUUGGGGUUUCAGCCAGUUGUGUUACAAGGAGUUCUGAAUGUGCAAUACGUGACACCCGAUGGGCUGGGCUCCAGCACUGGGAGAGGGAAACCUGGUCACCAGUGGGAUUCGCAUCCUCGGUCAGACAGUGGUGUCCGAGAGAAAGCGAUCAAAAACAUUCAGAAUCCACAUGCCUAAAUAUUUAUUUUGGUUGUUCAUGUUUCCCACCUUUUUCAAACGUGAACUUAUGUCCUGAAGGUGGAGCUUUAGCACACAGGAAAAUUGGAAUGGGCCAAAUGUGUUUGUACCAAACAGGAUAGAAUCAGCAAAGAACACAUUCAUAUGCUUCCUAGUCCUCUACAUUUUUCAUGCCAAAAAAUAGGCACAGAUUCUGAUUUCUUUCGCCAUAGGAGCCUGCAUACAAUUAAAUGGGAGAGAAAAGAAGCCUGCUCUCAAGAGUGGGGCUUAUGAUCCCAGUAGAAUGGCAAGAGACUGUAGCCAUCAAAGCCACUUAUGCUUCUUGCUGGUAGAGUUUUUUAAGAUGCUGUUUCUUUUUCAACACGAGGCAGCAAUGAAUUGAGUAGUGAUCAAAAUGCCGCACCACAGAGUAUGUUUAAUCCAAAUAGCUCCCAAGAUGGUCUGCUCCUGAUUGUACCAACUCUAUGGGACUUCAAGAAAUUACUUGGUUACCAGUGAAGUAAAACUAUCUCCAGAAUGGAAUUGAACUGUUGCUUCUCACAACAACAUUGCCACAGCCGGCUCAUGAAGGCAGUGAAGAUCAUUGUGUUUCUUCACCAUUCACGGGGAACGCUGUCAAAAUAUGGGCACACACAUCCCCUCCUAUGCUGUGAAGGGUUCCAUGAGCUACUGCAGAUGCUUCCAAGACACCACUUUUUCCACUGUCAGCAGUGCAAAAAUUCUUAAAACAUUUCAGGUGGGAAGACAGUGCAGGGAGUGACGCCUGAUUAUUUUGGAGCAGAGCGUGUCUGAUUAGCCUCGCCUAAAGAUCUCCUGAUUCACCUCGAUCUGGUAGCUCUAGGUCUUUCCCUUGCUCCUCUUCUCUCCUCACUGGCACCCCAACCGCCGUCACCGCAGCAGAAAGAGGGACCUGACAGCUUGUGGGAAAGCAUGUGCUGCCUCCUGGCAGGCAAAGAUAAUGUUAUCCAAUUUCAAACAAGGAAAGGACAAAUGGAAAGAUGACCACUUGUGAAUUCAAAGUAUGAGAGCUACUGCCGGGAUGAUGUGAGCCUUUAACUGCACGUCCAGAUUGGAAACCCCAGUUCCUCUUGUGCUUCUUGCUUCCCCUCACCCUCCUUUGCUUUAGCCUUCCAGAUCAAUCUCCUCCUGCCCUGUCCCUCAGCACAGGGGAGAACUUGGGGCACUAUGGUAGAAGUUAACACCUGCAACAGCUGCUCCUUCAGAAGGACUCAGCUUCUAGACGAAGCACAGGCACCCCACCCCACCCCCAAACCGAUUCCAUCUAGAAUUGUGAAACUGGGAGGGGAAGGAAGAAAGGGGUCGUGACCAAUUACCCUCCCUGGGGCCUCUGGUCUGGAAAUGGCCUGGAAAGGGUCACAGAUCCUCUCUCAUGGGGUGCACCGGGUUCUCGGGGUCCCCCUGCUGCACCCCCGGAUCACCUGCCAGAUGGUAAGGUGCAGCUGCCUCAGAGCUGGGAGGUAUCUGUGCAGUCUCUGAGGCUCCCUUCUGAGAAAGCAUGAACCUACACACAGGUGUGCAAUGAUUCAGAUAGUCACUGAGCUCCAGAAGUUCUUGGUGGUUUGGGGGGCAGCCCAGCUGGUAUUUGCCGCCUUGGUGGGUUGGUGGGACCUCAGCGAGUCCAAAGGAAAGAGGUGCGAAAGAGGGAAACAGAGGGAGCGCCUCUAGGGAAAUAAGGGUACUUGACUCUGAAGUCUGGGCUGGGAGGUAGGUGGGAACAUUUAACUUGGGGAACUUUUCUGUCCCACCUGCUGAGAAUGCUCUCCAGGUAGUUCCGUAAAGACCACAGGUGGAACUUGGCUAGAGAGGGCGGUGUAAGCGGCCCUGGAGCUAGACAAGAAUUCGAAUCUCACUUCUGCUGUCUGCCAGCAGUAGGACCCCCGGCGAGUUCCGCAACGUCUCCACCCCUCCUAACGAAAUGGGGCUGAUUAUAACAAGUCACUAACAGGGUUGUUAUGGGUAUUAAAUGAGUUUUAAUCCACGUAAUGAAUUUCAAGCGGGACCCGGCACGCAGUUUGCACUCAAUAAACAUUAGCCAUGAUCAUUCAGGUUAGAUGAUGAGUAGAACUUGCUAAGUGCUAGGUUUGAAAGCCUGGGUCUCCGUUGCCAAGGGAAAUGAGAGAACCUCCUCAAGUAUGGGAGCUCCGGCCCCAGGGAUUGUCCAGAACCAGAAUCUCGGCGCCUGCCUUUCCUCCACCUCACUCCUCUGACCCGGGGAAACCCAUCUCCUGUCACAGGGGCGCCUCUGUUCCUUGAGCCUCGGGCUUGUCAGUGUUUCCCUCUCUCGCGCUCCUCCCCAGGGCCUCCCUCCCGCCGCUCCACACCUGUCAGCAGCCCUCGCAGCCUCCCACUGGCCCUAGCCCCGGGCCUCAGCUGCAACCCUUUGGCGGCCUGGGUCCUAGUUCCCCGAGCCUUGCGCAUCUCUCCGCGCCGCUCUCGUAAACAAAACCCGAGCGUUGGAGCAGCCCCGCGGGCGGACAGGCGCCGGAGCCAGCUUGGUGCGCUGUUAGCGCGCCCCGGGAGCCCCGGGAGAGCUAAGGGGCUAUGGUGGUGGCGGCGGCAGGCGGCUCAGCUUUGUUAUGAAUAGAUGAAAGAGGCCACCUACACAGUAACCCAAAUUACGAGACCUCCCUCCUCCCUAUCUCACCGAAUCAAGAGGGGAGGGGAGAUGGGCGUGGAGGGAGGGCGGGCGGCCAGGAGGCGGAGGGAGGAGGAGGAAGAGGAUGAGGAAGGGGGCCAGUUGCAUCCCACUUUCACAAUGGGAAAGUGAAACGCACAAGCGCACCCAACCUCUCCAGCCCUCCCCGCCUGCCUAGCUCCCCUCCGCCCGUCCCCUCCCUUCCCCUCCGCGCCUCCCCUCGAGCGCCAGCAUUGCACAGAGGAACUCUCCGGAGAAGGAGGGCCCGGAGGAAGCGGCGCCGGAGCGCGCAGGGCUUGCCGCCGCCGCCGCCGCUGCUGCACAGGCUGCCGGAACGAGCCCGCCGCGCGCCGCCCUCCCCGCUCUCCUUCCCGGGCGAGCCGCGGGGAUGGGGCGGCCGCGGGAACCCGAGCGCGCGCAGGAGCCGCCGCCGCCCGCGUCUCACUCACCGCGCGCCUGAGCCGCUGUCGCCGCCGCGCGCCCUGCCCGGGGGCGGCCCCCCCCCCCACCCCGCCACAGCCCCAUGGAGGUCUCCUGGAGGAAGGCACCGCCGCGCCCCCCGCGCCCCGCAGCGCUGCUGCCGCUGCUUGCCUAUCUGCUGGCGCUCGCGGCGCCCGGCCGGGGCGCGGACGAGCCCGUGUGGCGGUCGGAGCAAGCUAUCGGAGCCAUCGCGGUGAGCCGGGAGGACGGCGUGUUCGUGGCGAGCGGCAGCUGCCUAGACCAGCUGGACUACAGCCUGGAGCACAGGCUCUCGCGCCUAUACCGGGACCAAGCGGGCAACUGCUCGGAGCCCGUCCCGCUGACGCCCCCCGCGCGGCCCCGGCCGGGCAGCAGCUUCAGCAAGCUGCUGCUGCCCUACCGCGAGGGGGCGGCCGGCCUCGAGGGGCUGCUGCUCACCGGCUGGACCUUCGACCGGGGCGCCUGCGAGGUGCGACCCCUGGGCAAUCUGAGCCGCAGCUCCCUGCGCAACGGCACCGAAGUGGUGUCGUGUCACCCGCAGGGCUCGACGGCCGGCGUGGUGUACUACGCGAACGACACCCAGAGCUGGUACUUGGCAGUGGCCGCCACCUAUGUGCUGCCCGAGUCCGAGACGGCGAGCCGCUGCAACCCUGCGGCGUCCGACCGCGAAACGGCCAUCGCGCUCAAGGACACGGGGAAGCGCAGCCUGGCCACGAAGGAGACGGGACGCCUCAAGCUGCGCGACGGCGGGGGUAGCCUGCACUUUGUGGACGCCUUUCUCUGGAACGGCAGCGUCUACUUCCCCUACUACCCCUACAACUACUCGACAGGCGCCGCCACCGGCUGGCCCAGCAUGGCGCGCAUCGCCAAGAGCUCCGAGAUGCUCCUGUUCCAGGGCCAGGCGGCCCUCAACUGCGGCCACGGCCACCCAGACGGCCGUCGCCUGCUGCUCUCCUCCAACUUGGUGGAGGCCCUGGACGUCUGGGCGGGCGUAUUCAGCGCAGCCACCGGAGAGGACCAGGAGAAGCGCUCGCCCACCACCACCGCACUCUGCCUCUUCAGGAUGAGUGAGAUCCAGGCGCGCACCAGGAUCUGCCGCUGGGACUUCGAGAUCGAUAAUAACGAGAACCACUGCAAAAACGAGGAUGAACCUGAAAAAGUCGAACCGAUCGCAUCAUCUACCUUGAUCCAUUCCGACCUGACAUCCGUUUAUGGCACCGUGGUAAUGAACAGGACUGUUUUAUUCUUGGGGACUGGAGAUGGCCAGUUACUUAAGGUUAUUCUCAGUGAAAAUUUGGCCUCGAAUUGUCCAGAGGUUAUCUAUGAAAUCAAAGAAGAAACACCUGUUUUCUACAAACUUGUUCCUCAUCCUAAGAAGAAUAUCUACAUCUACCUAACAGCUGGAAAAGAGGUGAGGAGAAUUCGUGUUGCGAACUGCGGUAAACAUAAAUCCUGUUGGGAGUGUUUAGCAGCAACAGACCCUCACUGCGGUUGGUGCCAUUCGCUACAAAGGUGUACUUUUAAAGAAGAUUGUGAGCAUUUAAAUAAUUCAGAAAACUGGCUGGAUAUUUUAUCUGGAGCUAAAAAGUGCCCUCAAAUUCACCUAUUUCGAAGCAGUAAAGAUAAGACGACAGUGACGGUGGUGGGAAGCUUCUCUCCGAGGCACUCCGAGUGCGUGGUGAAGAACGUGGACACAGGCAGGAUGCUCUGCAAGGGUAAAAGUGUGCACAAUGAGACCUGCGCCUGCAUCAUCCCGACCAGGACAGCUUACAAAGAUGUUUUAGUUGUCAACAUGACGUUCUCAUUUGGUUCCUGGCGUGUGUCAAAGAGAUUCAACUUUACCAACUGCUCAUCAUUAAGAGAAUGUCCAGGAUGUAUCCGAACUGGCUGUGCCUGGUGUAAAAGUGAGAGAAAAUGCAUCCACCCCUUCACAGCUUGUGACCCUUCGGAUUACAAGACGAACCAGGACCUCUGUCCAGUGGCUUUUCAAAAAUGGACACCACCCAAAACAGCAGGAGGAGGAAGAUUCAAGGAGAAUAUGAGUAAUAGAACCACUUGGGGCUUGCAGGUCUUCUCUGUUACGUCCAUUGAGCCACAGAAAAUAUCGACCUUAGGGAAAAGUAAUGUGACCGUCACGGGAGCAAACUUUACCGAGGCAUCGAACAUCACAAUGAUCCUGAAAGGAACCAGUACUUGUGAUAAGGAUGUGAUACAGGUUAGCCACGUGGUAAAUGCCACCCAUAUGCAGUUCUCUCUUCCAUCGAGCCGGAAAGAAAUGAAGGAUGUGUGUAUCCAGUUCGAUGGCGGGAACUGUGCUUCGGUGGGACCUUUGUCUUAUGUUGCUCUGCCCCACUGCUCCCUCAUAUAUCCUGCUACCACCUGGAUCAGUGGUGGUCAAAAUAUAACCAUCAUGGGCCGAAAUUUUGAUGUAAUUGACAACUUAAUCUUUUCUCAGGAGGUAAAAGAAAAAAACGUCUCUGAAUAUUGUAUGGCAAAUUACUGCAGAUUUUUAGCCCCCAGUUUAAAGAGUUCGAAAGGGCCUAUAAAUGUCACUGUGAAGCUCAGAGUCCAGGAGACCGCCUUGGAUUGUGGAAGCUUGCAGUACCUCGAUGACCCCAGAUUCACAGGGUAUCGAGCUGAAUCUGAGGUGGACACAGAAUUGGAAGUAAAAAUUCAAAAAGAAAAUGAUAACUUCAACAUUUCCAAGGAAGACAUUGAAAUCACUCUCUUCUAUGGAAAAAAUAAGUCAUUAAAUUGCAGCUUUGAAAAUAUUACUAGAAAUCAAGAUCUUACCACCAUCUUUUGCAAAAUUAAACACAUCACUGCUGCAAACAGCAUCGCCACCUCUUCCAAGAAAGUUGAUGUCAAACUGGGAAACCUGAAGCUCUCUGUCGAACGGGAAUCAGUUCUUUCCCCCUGGUAUUUUCUGAUUGGGCUUCCCAUCUUGCUAGUGUUUGUCAUUUUUGUGGCCGUGGGGGUGACCAGGCACAAAUCGAAGGAGCUGAGCCGCAAACAGAGCCAACAAUUGGAGCUCCUCGAGAGCGAGCUCCGGAAAGAGAUACGUGAUGGCUUUGCUGAGCUGCAGAUGGAUAAAUUGGAUGUGGUUGAUAGUUUUGGAACUGUUCCCUUCCUUGACUACAAACAUUUUGCUCUGAGAACUUUCUUCCCCGAGUCAGGUGGCUUCACCCACAUCUUCACUGAAGAUAUGCAUAACAGAGAUGCCAGCGACAAGAAUGAAAGUCUCACAGCUUUGGAUGCCCUAAUUUGUAAUAAAAGUUUCCUUGUUACUGUUAUCCACACUCUUGAAAAGCAGAAGAACUUUUCAGUGAAGGACAGGUGUCUGUUCGCUUCCUUCUUAACCAUUGCCCUGCAAACCAAGCUGGUCUACCUAACCAGCAUCCUGGAGGUGCUGACCAGGGACUUGAUGGAGCAGUGCAGUAACAUGCAGCCUAAACUCAUGCUGAGACGCACAGAGUCCGUGGUAGAGAAACUCCUCACAAACUGGAUGUCCGUCUGCCUUUCUGGUUUCCUGCGGGAGACUGUUGGGGAGCCAUUCUAUUUGCUGGUGACCACUCUGAACCAGAAAAUAAACAAGGGCCCCGUCGACGUGAUCACUUGCAAAGCGCUGUACACCCUUAAUGAGGACUGGCUGCUGUGGCAGGUGCCAGAAUUCAGUACUGUGGCAUUAACUGUCACCUUUGAAAAAAUCCCAGAAAAUGAGAGUGCAGAUGUCUGUCGGAACAUAUCAGUCAAUGUUCUUGAUUGCGAUACCAUAGGUCAAGCCAAAGAAAAGAUUUUCCAAGCAUUCCUAAGCAAAAAUGGCUCUCCUUAUGGACUUCAGCUGAAUGAAAUAGGACUUGAGCUUCAAGUGGGCACACGACACAAAGAACUUCUGGAUAUUGACAGCUCCUCUGUGAUUCUUGAAGACGGAAUCACCAAGCUCAAUACCAUUGGCCACUACGAGAUAUCAAAUGGAUCCACUAUAAAAGUCUUUAAGAAGAUAGCAAAUUUCACUUCAGAUGUGGAAUACACAGAAGAUCACUGCCACUUGAUUUUACCAGAUUCGGAAGCAUUCCAAGAUGUGCAGGGAAAGAGACAUCGAGGGAAGCACAAGUUCAAAGUAAAAGAAAUGUAUCUGACAAAGCUGCUGUCGACCAAGGUGGCAAUUCACUCUGUACUUGAAAAACUUUUUAGAAGCAUCUGGAGUUUACCCAACAGCAGAGCCCCGUUUGCUAUAAAAUACUUUUUUGACUUUUUGGAUGCCCAGGCUGAAAACAAAAAAAUCACAGAUCCUGACGUUGUACAUAUUUGGAAAACAAACAGCCUUCCUCUUCGCUUCUGGGUAAACAUCCUGAAGAACCCUCAGUUUGUCUUUGACAUUAAGAAGACACCACACAUAGAUGGCUGUCUGUCAGUGAUCGCCCAGGCAUUCAUGGACGCGUUUUCCCUCACAGAGCAGCAACUUGGGAAGGAAGCACCAACUAAUAAACUUCUCUAUGCCAAGGAUAUCCCAACCUACAAAGAGGAAGUAAAGUCUUAUUACAAAGCAAUCAGGGAUUUGCCUCCAUUGUCAUCUUCAGAGAUGGAAGAAUUCUUAACUCAGGAAUCUAAGAAACAUGAAAAUGAAUUUAAUGAAGAAGUGGCCUUGACAGAAAUCUACAAAUACAUCAUAAAAUAUUUUGAUGAGAUUCUAAAUAAACUAGAAAGAGAACGAGGGCUGGAAGAAGCUCAGAAACAACUCUUGCAUGUAAAAGUCUUAUUUGAGGAAAAGAAGAAAUGCAAGUGGAUGUAAGCACUCUUGGGCCUGGCUUAAUCUGGUAAAGUUCUUCAGAUGACUUGGGAGCAAAAUGGCUGCUUGAGCUACUCUGUGUUGUGAGUUUAAGUUUGCACAUAGGUUCCACUUUGAGCACUGUCUUUUUUUAAGAGACCAAGGCACACGCACAGCUUUUAGAAAGCCUAUCAACCACUGUGCCUGUGUGUGUACUGUGGGAACCCUUCUGUAAAUAGAGCUGAAGUGGUUGUUUCAAACAGCCUCCUUGUUUACAGAGAAUAUAGGGCCAGUAAGCAAGGGUCAGUAUUGUUUAACUACACUCUCCACUUAAGCACAAUGAUAUAAGUGGUUUUGUUUGAAAACUACAGCUAUGUAGCACUUGUAACUACACUGCACCUCUGCAGACAAGGGACAUUGCUAAUGAUCAAAACAAACUGUGAAAUGAGUCAUCUGGAAACAAGGUUGGGUGUGCGGGCACCCUCGGGGAUCUGCAGCAUUGAGACUUUUCCCCAGUAGUUCCUGGAAAAGCUGACCGCAGAAUUUGGUAGUGUGUACACUUAGCAUUUGUGAGUGUGUGUGUGUGUGUGUGUGUUUUUAAACCAAAAACUAACGGUGUUGCAACAUUGUUGAAAGGGCUCGUGUUUUUCAGUGGUCGCCGACUGUACUCCAUCAAACUCACCUCCAUUUCACUAGAGAGCUCUAAAGCAAGGAGAGGGAGUAGGCUUCGUGACAGCAUCUUACCCAAACACUUUAAAGUACCUAUCUUUUCUUCAUUUUAUUUUUCCAUAUUAAAUGUAUUCAAUAGUAGACGUGUAGGCUAUUGUAAAAAAAAAAAAAAAUCACUUGUUUCGAAGAACUUCAAUCAGAACUGUCUAUGGAAGAGUAACUCCGUCCCCUAAUCCUACACUUCUGUACUACUAUCUCCUUGCUUUAGACUUCUGGUGAACCCUGUGGUUAUAAAUACUUGUGUGUGAUUUUAAAAAAUACAUUUUACAUUUCAUGAAAUUGCUGUUCACACUGGAGUAUUAUAUAUGAAUAUAUAUAUAUAUUUGAGGCCCAUGGCCUGAAAAAUAUUAGUAUACAACUUGGUAUCUUAGUCUUACUAUGUACUUUUUGAAAGUAUUCCUCACAAGAGAAAGAGUUAAGAAUACCUGUUUUAUUCAUGCCUUUUUUAAAAAAAAGAAUUCCCUAUCUAGUUAUACUGUAGUCUUUUUAUUGCUGAUUUUUUAUUCCUGAAUUUUUGCUGCUCAUGACCAAUUUUAAUACCACUGUGUUUUCCUUCUAUUAAACCAGAAGUAAAAAGUUUAAUUGGCAACUCUUAAACUUUCUUUGCAGCACCUUUACCCUUGGUGCUCCAAAUCCCAGACUGAGGAAAGGAAAAUUUUCAAGUAGCAAAUAAAACAUUGAUCAUACAUUCCUUAAAAUCACUUACCAACAACAAUCGAUGAGAUAGCAGGAUUUAAAAGUACAUUUGUCUUAAAUGAAUGCAGUUCUUUUUGCUUCUCACUAUCUGGUAAAGAGUGAGCAAUGACAUCUCAACAAACUGAUCAGAGAAUAUAAGCAUUUAUUGCCCUAUAGGCGCCUUCCCAAUCCUGUCACUUCUGGCCACUGUCUUUCCAAUGGACACACCUCAAAAAUCCUACCACAGAGGUUCUUUAUAAGAAAGGUCUCGUCCCCAUCUAAGGCUGCUGCAGUCUUGAUGUGAAGGCAUUCAUAGGAGAACAGCAGGAGAGUUGAGACCCAAGGGUAGGAGAGUUGCCCAAAAGACUUCCCCUCUUUAGGGUACAGAAAUGCUAAGAUAUCUCGAAGGAUCAGCUACAGCUUUAUCUCAGUAUUAGUAAAUGCUACAUGAGGGUGUCCCUGUCCGGCUCUCUGGCACAUGAAUCCUGUGUGGAGACUUCCCUCCUUUUCCAGGGACUGUGCUGCUGGGGACUUUGGGCAAGUCACUUCCCUCUUUGUGCCUCAAUUUCUGUAUAAUAUUUCUAGCCUACCUCACUGAGGUGGUGAAGAUUCACUAAUGUGUGUAGCGUGUCUGUCAAUCCUCCAGUGAAAAGCACUGUCUAGAUUACAUUUUGGAUCACGUUAGCCAAACGCAGUACAUGGCCAAAUUAGAUGUGUGCUGGAGACAAUCAGUCACUGGGUCUAUAUUAAACAGCAACCAGAGAAAUAAAUGGCAAACAAUUUCUAUUUUCAAGUUUCUUUGCAUAUUUUUUUGGUGCAAAACCAUUUAUAAACUUUUCUUUUUUCUAACACUAGUGUCUACAGCAGCAUUUAAAAACUAAUUCUGUUACUUUUUUCUGUAUUAGGGAUUUAAAGUCUAUUUCUUAUUGUAUACCUGAUUGAAGCAGUUCUUGGAGAUGAAUGUUUUAAAUGUCUAUAUCCAAAAAUAAACAUUUUGAUGUAAA
Bubalus bubalis (water buffalo) is the source of this 11025-nucleotide messenger RNA. RefSeq names its product plexin C1 (gene PLXNC1). Gene Ontology annotation, biological process: negative regulation of cell adhesion; regulation of cell migration; regulation of cell shape. The transcript is spliced from 31 exons. Lineage: Eukaryota; Metazoa; Chordata; Mammalia; Artiodactyla; Bovidae. Gene Ontology annotation, cellular component: semaphorin receptor complex. The record is from RefSeq and is a predicted model, not a curated record. Gene Ontology annotation, molecular function: protein binding; semaphorin receptor activity. The coding region runs from base 3914 to 8641 and encodes 1575 amino acids.